AUGUAGUCUAGUCAAAGUCAAUCAGGUCCAUUUUAAAGUGAGUAUUAUACUGAGAAUAAAAAACAGCCGAACAUUCCAUCAUUGAAUUAAUUUAAGUAAACGGAUGAGUCAGCUAAGAAAUUGAUGCCAAAUUAUUUUGUAAGAAAACCAAACUCUUUGAAUUCUCAUCGAAAAAUCGUAGAAUUUCUAGUGAAAGAGGAUUAAAAAGAUUAAUUCUAGCUGAGCGGAAAGGACUCCUCAACAGAAUAAAUGAAAAAUUACAAGACUCUGAAUAAUCUUUUGGCGAAAUAAAAGGAGUCAAGAAGUCCAUAUAAAAAAACUGCCUCUUAAGGAAACUCACCAUGUAGAGGAGGAAUUUAAGAUAUGAAAAGCUAAUCUGGAAACGCCUCGUAGGCCGGAGACUAAAAUGAGAUGAAGUUUCAUUUGGUAGAGCUUGACAAACUAAGAACAGACAUUCAUCUUAUUAAGGAUCAAACUAAAUCAGACAUUAAUUAUGGACUUUUCAAAAAAUAGAGAUCAGGUUUGAGCAAUGCUCCUCUUAGGUCAAAAUAAGACUAUAGACUUAUAGAUAAUUCAUUAUCAUUGGAUCUUUACGAAUUGAGCAGAUAGAUAUUUCAUCCUUACAAGUAAAAAUUAGAAGAUGACCCUAAUAAGAAAAAAUAUACUCAUAGAAAUCAAUACUUAUUAGCAGUGGAUGAUCUUAACUUGGGAGAAGAAGUAGCAUUUUCAAUCAAUAGUAUAGAGUAAGAUAAAAAUAAAAAACCUCCCUCAAUGGAAUAGAUUCCCCAGUAAAUCACAGGUAACUCAGCGAAAUAAUAAAAGUUUCAACUUAUGCUUGAGAAGUAGUAAUAGCUUAAAAGAAUGAAAGUAUUAUCAAACUUUGUGAAUAGUCAAAUGGAAAGAAUAAUGCUGUCGAAGAUGAAUUCAGAAGUUUCUGCAAUGUAUAUUAGUGGUCAUAAUAAGAUGGAAGGGACUGUGAGACAUUUAUAAGAGUUACAGAGAGAAUAAUAAAUUGAAAAGAUUCGUGAGGAAAAUGAAAUUUACAUGAAGCAAAAGAGAAAAUAAAUCUACGAAAAAUUGAGAAAUAUCUAAGAUUUCAAGCAAAAAUUAGUGUUCAACAGAGUUGAUAAGAAAAAGAAAGAUUUAGAUCCAAAUUUCAUAGAGACAAUUGUUUAUACCUCUAGUGAUAACAAAGGCUCAGGAUUUUACACAAGUAGGAAAGUCUACACAGACGGAACAAUCAUAGAAAGACCAAAACCUGAAACUCCCAUUAUUUAACCUUUAGGGCAGAGAAAGUAAUUAUGA
Stylonychia lemnae is the source of this 1305-nucleotide messenger RNA. NCBI's taxonomy places the organism in Eukaryota, Ciliophora, Spirotrichea, Sporadotrichida, Oxytrichidae. The record is from the annotation of a GenBank genome assembly.